AUGGGGCUUUUCAAAGUGUUGGCCGCUGCUCUCGGCUUAAAGAAGACACAAGUUCGUAUUCUCGUUGUCGGAUUGGACAAUAGUGGCAAGACGUCGCUCGUUAAUCAUUUAAAGCCCAAGAACACUCAAGCACGUGAGGUUGUCCCUACUAUCGGUUUUCAAGUGGAAGAGUUCACCAAGUCCAAUUUAAAUUUUACCGUGUUUGACAUGUCUGGUCAAAGUCGAUAUCGGAGUUUGUGGGAAAAUUACUACAGCGACGUCCAAGCAAUUAUUUAUGUGCUAGAUUCUACCGACACUAUCCGCAUGUGUGUGGCUAAAGACGAGUUAGAGCAGCUAUUAGAGCAUAAGGAAUUGGUGUCUAAGAAAGUUCCGAUCCUCUUUUUUGCCAACAAAAUGGACUUGCCAAAUGCGUUUACACCUGUCGAAUGCAUGCAGCAUCUUGAACUUGACAAACUUGGGAGCAUAUCUUGGCACAUAACAGCAAGCAACGCUGUUACUGGUCGAGGCGUUGAAGACGGUAUUGAAUGGCUUGCUGAUCAAUUUGCGAAAGGAAAGUCUAGGAAAUAA
This is a messenger RNA of Plasmopara halstedii, 567 nucleotides long. Its product is annotated as adp-ribosylation factor-like protein 6-like isoform x3. Gene Ontology annotation, molecular function: GTPase activity; GTP binding. Gene Ontology annotation, biological process: cilium assembly; intracellular protein transport; protein localization to cilium. The record is from RefSeq and is a predicted model, not a curated record. NCBI's taxonomy places the organism in Eukaryota, Oomycota, Peronosporomycetes, Peronosporales, Peronosporaceae. The coding region runs from base 1 to 567 and encodes 188 amino acids. Gene Ontology annotation, cellular component: cytoplasm; axoneme. The transcript is spliced from 2 exons.